Molecule: messenger RNA, 988 nt
Organism: Diuraphis noxia (Russian wheat aphid)
Lineage: Eukaryota; Metazoa; Arthropoda; Insecta; Hemiptera; Aphididae
Gene: Ykt6
Product: YKT6 v-SNARE homolog
Biological process (GO): endoplasmic reticulum to Golgi vesicle-mediated transport
Cellular component (GO): Golgi apparatus
Molecular function (GO): SNAP receptor activity
Source: RefSeq, a predicted model, not a curated record
UCCAAAUAUCAUAUUAUCCUGCAGCUGCUGCAUUCCUGCCAAAUAGCCAAAUAUUAUAAUAGUUAAAUAGUGAUAUUAGUGAUAUUAGUGAUAUUAAUGAUAUUAGUGAAUAGUACAUUCACUUAUUUAAAUAUUUUCAUUUCUUCCAGCCUAAAUUCUCCAGGUUUCGUUUAUUCGUUGUCAUCAAAAGUUAUACACUUUGAAAUGUCUGAAAUAUUGUCUUAUUAAAAAAAUUCGAUGUUAUUACCUUUUCAAUAUUAUCUAGUUUUGGUAUUAUUAACACUACAAUAAUAAAUCAAAUAAUAUUUAAACUGCAUUCUACAAUUUUCGAUUUGAAUUAAUUUUAAACAAAACAGACUCCAAUAUGGUAAAAUUAUUUGCUAUAAGUGUGUUGUACAAAGGACCUAAUGAUUCAACGCUAUUGAAAUCUGCAUUUGAACUGCAGUCAUUUGGUUACUUUCAACGUAAAAGUGUGCAAGAAUUCAUGGGAUUUGUAACUAAAACCAUAGUGGAACGUACAAUAAGUGCUGCUCGGCAAUCUGUAAAGGAAAAAGAAUAUAUGUGUCAUGUUUAUGUACGGGCGGAUAAUUUGGCUGGCGUUCUAAUAUCCGACGAUGAAUAUCCUCAUCGAGUUGCGCAUACGCUUCUAACAAAGGUUUUAGAUGAGUUUUCUGCAAAAGUUCCAUCUCAUAGUUGGCCUAAACUUAAUGAAACUCAGGUUACAUUCAAUGAACUAAAUGCAAUGUUAGCCAAGUAUCAAAAUCCUAAAGAAGCUGAUGCUAUGACAAAAAUUCAACAAGAUUUAGAUGAUACAAAAAUCAUUUUGCAUAACACUAUUGAAGCCGUAUUGGAACGUGGAGAAAAACUUGAUGACCUGGUUGCUAAAUCUGAAGGCCUAAGUAUGCAAUCCAAAGCAUUUUACAAAACUGCCAAGAAAACCAACGCAUGUUGUCGAAUGUAAUGGAUUUAAUUGUUACCUCCAGUAUGA